This is a messenger RNA of Rhea pennata, 1812 nucleotides long. It is a transcript of the gene CHST2, whose product is annotated as carbohydrate sulfotransferase 2. The coding region runs from base 29 to 1315 and encodes 428 amino acids. The transcript has a single exon. The record is from RefSeq and is a predicted model, not a curated record. Gene Ontology annotation, molecular function: N-acetylglucosamine 6-O-sulfotransferase activity. Gene Ontology annotation, cellular component: trans-Golgi network; Golgi membrane. NCBI's taxonomy places the organism in Eukaryota, Metazoa, Chordata, Aves, Rheiformes, Rheidae. Gene Ontology annotation, biological process: sulfur compound metabolic process; N-acetylglucosamine metabolic process; carbohydrate metabolic process.
GCCGCCGCCGCCGCCGCCGCCGCGCAGCAUGAAAGCGUGCCGGCGGAAGGCGCUGGCGCUGUGCCUGGGCUACGCGCUGCUGCUGCUGCUCGCCGCCCUCAACCUGCUGGAGUACAAGUGGCGGCGGGAGCCGCGGCGCUGCGCCGAGCCCCCCGCCGCCGCCCGCCGCCGCCCGCCGCCGCCGCCGCCCGCGGGGAGCCGCGGCCCGGCCGGCGCCCGGCGGCAGCUGGUCUAUGUGUUCACCACCUGGCGGUCCGGGUCCUCCUUCUUCGGGGAGCUCUUCAACCAGAACCCCGAGGUCUUCUUCCUCUACGAGCCCGUGUGGCACGUCUGGCAGAAGCUGUACCCCGGGGACGCCGUCUCGCUGCAAGGGGCGGCCCGCGACAUGCUGAGCUCCCUGUACCGCUGCGACCUCUCCGUCUUCCAGCUCUACAGCACGGCGGGCGCCGGCAAGAACCUCACCACGCUGGGCAUCUUCGGCGCCGCCACCAACAAGGUCAUCUGCUCCUCGCCCCUCUGCCCGGCCUACCGCAAGGAGGUGGUGGGCAUGGUGGACGACCGGGUGUGCAAGAAGUGCCCCCCGCAGCGCCUCAGCCGCUUCCAGGAGGAGUGCCACAAGUACCGCACCCUGGUCAUCAAGGGCGUCCGCGUCUUCGACCUGGCCGUCCUUGCCCCGCUCAUGCGGGACCCGGCCCUGGAGCUCAAAGUCAUCCACCUGGUGCGCGACCCCCGGGCCGUCGCCAGCUCCCGCAUCAAAUCCCGGCACGGCCUCAUUCGGGAGAGCCUGCAGGUGGUGAGGAGCCGGGACCCCCGCAUCCACCGCAUGCCCUUCCUGGACGCUGGCCACAAGCUGGGCGGCAAGAAGGAGGGUGGGGGCGGCUCAGACUACCACGCGCUGGGCGCCAUGGAGGUCAUCUGCAGCAGCAUGGCCAAGACCCUGCAGACCGCCCUGCACCCCCCCGACUGGCUCCAGGGCAACUACCUGGCUGUGCGCUACGAGGACCUGGUGGUGGAGCCCAUCAAGACCUUGCGGCAGGUCUAUGGCUUCGUCAACCUGUCGGUCAGCCCAGAGAUGGAGAAAUUCGCCCUCAACAUGACCAGUGGCCCCGGCUACUCCUCCAAGCCCUUCGUGGUGUCGGCCAGGAACGCCACGCAGGCGCUGAGCGCCUGGAGGACCGCGCUCAGCUUCCAGCAGAUCAAGCAGGUGGAGGAGUACUGCCACCAGCCCAUGGCCCUGCUGGGCUACGAGCGGGUGGGCAGCCCCGAAGAGGUGAAGGACCUCAGCAGAACGUUGCUCAGGAAGCCGCGGCUGUGAUGGGGGCAGCACGGGCACCUGACACGGCCGUCGGGCAGACGAGCCCGUCCUCUUGGCUUGAGUGAGGGAGGGAGCUGGGAAAAGCAACCUGGUUUCUGAUUUCCUUCAAAGACUGCUGAAGGGUAACAUACAGUAAUGUGAUGAUUUCUUUCUUUUUUUCCUUCUUUCAUUUUUUUUGCCUUUUUUCUCUUUAAUUGGGUUAUAUAUGAUUUAAAAAAAAUAAAGCAGAACUGAGCAUAUAUGUAAAGCCCCUUUCCCCUUCUCAAAAAUGCCAGGUGUGAUUCUGUUCCAAAAUCUUGUUUACGGAGUUCCUGUUGGUUUGAGGCUCGUAACGAAACUCUUGCACAAUUCCUAAUACAUCUGUCUCCCAUGGUGCGGAGGGGAUGCCCUUGGAAGGCAAAAUGCUGAAAAUCAGACUUUUGUAUGAAAGUGAAUGUUCAGACAUGAUAGUAAUAAAGAAAAACAAUAAAUGAUAUUCAUUUUUAUAAUUACCUCAA